Emiliania huxleyi CCMP1516 is the source of this 899-nucleotide messenger RNA. RefSeq lists its product as hypothetical. The transcript has a single exon. Bases 11 to 628 code for a protein of 205 amino acids. Lineage: Eukaryota; Haptophyta; Isochrysidales; Noelaerhabdaceae. The record is from RefSeq and is a predicted model, not a curated record.
CGCCGAGACGAUGCGCAAGCUCGUCGCCUCGACCGUGCUGCGCCGCAUCGAGGGCCACGCCAGCGAGGGCACCGGCACGCAGGCCGCGCCCGAGACGAUGGUCGUGGUCGACGAGGCGCACAUGGUCAUGCCCAACGUGGGCCAGACGCAGUCCGGCGACGCCGUCACGUCGACGGCGAUGGCGAAGCGGCUGCUGCAGCUGCACCGCGACAAGGGCUUCCCGCUGGUCAUCGCGACGCAGCGGCCGGCCGACCUGGACAAGAACCUGCGCGGCAUGAUCACCGGCACGCGGCUCAUCGGCAAGCUCGAGGGCACCGACAAGGACCGCAAGGACCUCAUCGACACUGUGGUCAAGAACACGGACCACAACAAGAGCUUCCGCGACAAGAUGAAGACGCUCCAGCCGCGCCAGUUCAUCCACAUCGCCUCGGGCGGCUCCGACGCGCUGCAGGUGGUCGAGUCGGGCCAGCUGAAGCGCCUGCACGAGUCGUCGGCCGCGUGGGUCAAGGGCUUCUCGCCGCAGCACCCGCUCGCGGCGCACGACGAGGAGCGCCGUGCCAAGCGCGCGCGCGCGCAGCGGUACCGCGGGCUCAUUGGGCCGGUAGCACAGCACCUCUCUCACUUUUGACCGCAUGCCAGCGAGCAGUGUGUGCAACGCAUGAGCGCCGUACUACGUACCAUCGUGUGGGGGAGCGUACGUACCAUCAUGUGGGGUCUCGUACGAGUAGUAUAGUACACAGAGCAGAUAGUGGGUGCGGCUGUGUGGGGUCUGGUACAGUUCAGACCUCUCUUUUUUGGAGGAGCUUCAGUGAGCAAGGGCGUUGGUCUGUGAUGUGCGCAUUUGUGUUCGUACGGUAUGCAUGCGCCAUGCGGUAGAACGUAGAUCGGUAGAUCGCGCC